ACCCUCGAAGAACUUCUCUUCGACGCCGCCAAUCUCUCUGGCGAUGAAGACGAUGACAACGAGAACAAGACCCAGCUCGCCAAAGAAGAAUCCAAGCUCGAGAAGGACAUCAUCCGGGUCAUUCUCAGCGGCAAGACCGAUUCCCUCAAACCCAAUUCGGGUCAGGCCGUGACGAUUGGGGAGCAUCACAUUUGUGUCGGGUUUCAUGAGGAGACGGGUUCGGAUUAUCGGGUCUGGGAGUGGCAUGGGCAUAUCAUGCUCUUCGAUGAAGAAAAUGGAUACACUCCAGAGUAUAUAUAUGGGAAUUACUUUGAGAGACUGAUUGGCAAGGCUCGUACUGGCAGUAGUGGUGCUCGUGUUGAGGAGGAGGCUAAGGAGGAAGAGGAGGACAAAGAGCAGGUGGGAAAUUUGGGGCUCAGGGAAUUGAUUGAUGGUGGGGAUUCGGGUCAGGGUCGGAUUCUUCAUCGGAAUAUCAAUGCUGGUUCUUCAAGGGUUUAGUGGAGAUCAAAGAUUUGGUUUGCAUAAGAAGUAUUAAAGAAGGAGCUAGCAAUGAUCUUCUCAUUUCAUUGUUUACUUGGGGUGGGAGAUCAAGGCUACUUAUCAAUUUAGAAUGGUAUUUGUAUGCUGUUUUCUGUUAGCUUUUGUUUGACUUUCAAUACGUUGGACAGUACAGAAGAGGAAGAAGAUAUGUUUUGUGAGACUUCAUUAUGUUAAAGUAGUUUUUGAUUAGCUUAUCAAUGGACGAAAAUGGUGCAUCCAUCUUUGAUUUUA
Molecule: messenger RNA, 771 nt
Organism: Prunus avium (sweet cherry)
Lineage: Eukaryota; Viridiplantae; Streptophyta; Magnoliopsida; Rosales; Rosaceae
Source: RefSeq, a predicted model, not a curated record